Molecule: messenger RNA, 588 nt
Organism: Fusarium graminearum PH-1
Lineage: Eukaryota; Fungi; Ascomycota; Sordariomycetes; Hypocreales; Nectriaceae
Exons: 3
Coding region: 1-588 (195 amino acids)
Source: RefSeq, a predicted model, not a curated record
AUGACCACCCCAGGGUUGUAUGCGCCAGGUGGCUCGACCAAGUACAGUGAAGUGAACCAUUCACACGCGAACACUGGAACUGCAAACCCUUCACUUGCAUACCGUUCGCUUACGACUCGUACAUUUCCGAUCGCUUGUCUUCAAGAGCCUGGACUCGGAAGUCGAUAUGGCGAUGCCAAGGCUAUCGAGCAAAAGAUCAGAGGCAUAGCGCCUGGAUUCAGUAUCCGAGUCGAACACCUUGCCGCUAUUUUACUUGUCAAAGGCGAAGAUCUCAAGGAUAACGGUCACCUGUCACACAAGAGCUGCUCCCCUUACGAGUUGAAGGACCGGCUGUGCGGAAUUUCUCCAUUUUGCAAGCACUACAUGCUUCACCUUGACCCGACAAACGAAGAACGACUGGAUAAAAAGGAAUGGGCUCAUGCCCUGCCUCAGCUGCCAAAACCUGAGCCUAGACCAGAACCCGGAAUGAGCUUCGAGGAUACCGCUAUGUCGAUUCACUAUCUUUGUCGUUUCAGAACUGGGUCAAAUGUCCCGGACCUUUCCCCUGACCUCUAUAAGAAGGUAGAGGCCGAACGCAAGUGCAACUGA